This is a messenger RNA of Gordionus sp. m RMFG-2023, 899 nucleotides long. RefSeq names its product vesicle transport protein SEC20-like. Bases 125 to 838 code for a protein of 237 amino acids. Gene Ontology annotation, molecular function: SNAP receptor activity. Gene Ontology annotation, biological process: retrograde vesicle-mediated transport, Golgi to endoplasmic reticulum. Gene Ontology annotation, cellular component: endoplasmic reticulum; SNARE complex. NCBI's taxonomy places the organism in Eukaryota, Metazoa, Nematomorpha, Gordioida, Chordodea, Parachordodidae. The transcript has 7 exons. The record is from RefSeq and is a predicted model, not a curated record.
AACCGAACCUGGACAAAAUUUUUGCCGGGUUCGCAUCCCUGGUUUGGAUAAUGUCUGUUCAAAUAUUGUACAUGUCACUUGACCUCGAGUUUACAGGACCGCUUUCACGUUAGCUUUUAUUACAAUGGACCAAUCUUUUCGAAAAAUUAUCAGUCAAGAAAUUACAAAGCUUGAUUUGUUAUUAAAAGCUUUUAUCAACGAUAUUAACCAAGGACCAGAAACAAAAGAAAAACUAAGAGAUCUAAAUAAUCAAGCUUAUGAUGUUUCUGAACAUAUAAAAUUACGAAUUGAAGAUUUAGAAGGCAUCAUAGAAAAUACUCCUACUCUUAAGAAGGAUAUUAAUAUUUUAAAAGAGCAAUAUUCUAAGAAUAUAAAUAAUUUGAGGUCUGCAAAUUUAAAAGCUCAACUUAAUUUUGAUGUAUUGACAAGGUCUGCCCUUUUUAACAAAGAUAUUCAUGAGAAACAAAAUGAUUUUCUAAAAAAGAGGAAACAAGCUAAAAAAGAAGAAUUGAUUUCAAACUCUAUUAAAUUAACAACUGGUUUAAAAGAUGUUACAAAAUUUAUAGCUCAAACAGUUAAACAUAGUGAAGAUAAUUUAAAUCUUUUAACAAAAUCUUCUUCCAAAAUCUACUCAACAAAUGAGGAGUUACAUAGUAUGGAUACUAAUAUAAUUCAAUCACGAAAGUUGUUAAAAAAAUAUGAUAGAAGACAUUUAACCGACAAAUUACUGAUCGUCUUAGCCCUUAUAUUCUUUUUCAGUGCUGUCUUGUAUAUAAUUAGCAAACGCGUCAGUCUCUUUGGAAUAUUGGGAUUUCGAAAAAAAGCUAUAAAUAAUUAACGAUUUGAUUUAUGAUAUUUUAAUUUUUGUAAAUUAAGUUUCAAUAUAUUUGUCAAUAAAU